This is a messenger RNA of Pseudovirgaria hyperparasitica, 1066 nucleotides long. RefSeq lists its product as uncharacterized. The transcript is spliced from 3 exons. NCBI's taxonomy places the organism in Eukaryota, Fungi, Ascomycota, Dothideomycetes, Acrospermales, Acrospermaceae. The record is from RefSeq and is a predicted model, not a curated record. Bases 274 to 981 code for a protein of 235 amino acids.
UUUCUAACGUGGUUGAAGCCAGCCUGAUCUGCAUAGCCACUCUCCGCUACGCUGCGGCUAGCUUAGAUAUUAACCAUGAGGUUGAAAUGAUAGGUAUGAUGAACCUGUACGUGCGCAACAGAAUAUCCAUUCACACAACACGUAUCUUCCUUCCGGUCAGCCCCCUGUGACGUUGUACAUUCCAGGCGUCCAGCUUCAUAGUCGCCGCUAUACUUUCCUUACGCGGGCCAGAACAUUGCAGCUUCGACGAACAUACCCCACGACGACCGUAUCAUGCCAAAAGCUGAGUUCCUGCCCUCGUACGAGGAGACCAUUGCUAGCUCUGUCGAUGAGAAUGCGAGAGAAAAAGUGCCACAAGAACAAAGGAUCAUUGACCGAUUGGAAAUGGUACGGUCGCAGCACAUUCGUUCUAUCGUCGAGCAGCACAUCUGCCCUGAGGUGAAAGAGCAAACAGAUAUGGGCAUUGCGAGAACAGUCCUGGUAUUAUUACUUCCCGCCAAUUCUGCUAAAACGGAAGUGGAGGAGUAUCGAUUCGAAAGCGAGCUCGAACCAGUAAUCCCAAGAGUCGAUUUGGUAGGCUUUUCAAUCGAUGAUCAUGUCAGAAUUAUCCAACUUGAGGGCAUAAUGAACCAGGCUGGCUUCUGGAAACAAACCGGAGUGACAGAAGAUCUCCAAAGAGCAUUAUUCGACCAUCUCUCCUCACCACGAGUGCAGACGCAAAGCCCUUGUUCGGCCCGUGAUGUGAGAGCAAAUGCACUUGUGAGGCAAACGAAAAAAAGCUUGUUCAAACGAUUUACCGAAUCAGUUCCGCGAGACAGUCAGACAUCCAUGGUUCAUAGCACUGAGAUAAUGCCCGAAGAGCGGAUUAAUGUAAGCGUCGAAGUCGAUGAAGGAUUAUGCCAGCGCACGGUAUCAGCUAUGGGUCUGAACGAAACUAGAACAAGGCAGGGAGUUGUUGUAAAGAUUGACAUCCGGUCGUGACUUUGGUGCACAUGUAUAGAGCCGUGCGGGGAGACUAUAUAGCCGCCAAAGAGGGUAGCUUGGAACCAACUUCUCUAUAGAAUAG